AUGUCGAAGUUUCGUCGCAUUUUGACAUACAUUCUGGAUCUGGGAGUCAAUCCUAAGCGUCAGCCAUUGGAUGAAGAGGAUCUCAAGCUCGCGGCUUAUUUGAUUGACCUCGGUGAAUCGAUCGAUAAGGGAGACUUUGGUAUUGAAAUGGAACAGCACCUUUCAAAUUUUGAAGACGAUCUACAGGAUUUGAGUUGGACUCCAGAGGACGAUAAAUGCCACAAAAUCCAAAUGUAUCCCGAUGUUGUUCAUCUUCCUGGAAAACCAAAUGUAUGUCAAAAUGCGACGAAACUUCGACAUCAGCUAGACAAAUAA
Molecule: messenger RNA, 315 nt
Organism: Caenorhabditis briggsae
Lineage: Eukaryota; Metazoa; Nematoda; Chromadorea; Rhabditida; Rhabditidae
Exons: 2
Coding region: 1-315 (104 amino acids)
Source: RefSeq, a predicted model, not a curated record